AUGUCGUCAUGGAGACCACCUCCUGUCCACAGACGGCCGCGCUCGCUGCAAAAGGAAGCAACACUGACGCCGCACAGGAUGCAAACUCCUAACAUCUUGCAGCGCGGCGUAAUUCCACCGGUCGGCCGCCACAUAUGGAAAAGUUUUUGGCCAAGGAAGGUGUCAGAGUGGGUAUGCAUCGCCGGUGGAGUUUUUUUGGAUGUACGCCGCCCCCCCCGGAGCGCCCUCGCUCUGGAACCGCCUGAUCCAAGAGAAGUCUGGUGUGGUUUUUUAAAAGACGGGGAGAAAGAUGUUAGAUCGGAUUAACUCACUCCAUGUGCCUAAUGGGCUGUUACACAGGUCUGACACACACCAUUACCCACCAUUUACACCUCGCAGGCACAGAGGUGAAGGCGCAGACAGAGGGUGUGUAUCGUACGUAUAGGUGUGUAUGUGAGGAAUGAAGGUGGCGAAAGCACGCAGGGUUCGAGACGAGUAUCUGUGUGUGAGUGCUCUCGAGCUGGAUGGAUGAGCAUGCGGAGGUAAAAAGCAGACUUUAUUGGAUAAUUAAGAGGAGCUGAGUCCUCCUCAUUACAGAGCCGCCGCUGCUGCUCCUCGCUCCCUCUCUCGUCUGAUUCAGACACUGACAGAGCCGGAGACAAAAACUCAACAACAGCUCGACAAGAGGAAGGCCACAGCCUGCACAUUCACUUCCCCGACUAAGACUCUCUUCCUCUUCGGAUCAUAAAACAGCCUCUCACUGUAUCACUGCUGAGCAGAGCUGUCCACACAGACCCAGGCCUCACCCCCCUGUGGCUCCUGAUUCACUGUGCAGUUUCAGCAUGCUCCACUUUCUGGAGAGAAAAAAACUGACUCUAUAGCAUCUCCAGAGUUUAAAUGUGCAGCUGUGCAGCCAGAGACGAUCCCAUGUGCAGUAAAUCUCUGCAGCGGGAAACAUCCAGGAAAGUACCGGAGACCUCGCAGUUAUCUUAAAAGCUAUAAACAGCGAAUCUGGCAGCGCUGUCGGUCAUUUCGCGCAGAACAGGUCGUCUGUAUUUCACGACAGACGGACGAACAUAAAAGGAGCCGGGAUAAAAAGAAAGAAGGAGUGAAGGAGAGCAGCAGAGGCAGUGUCUGUGUUCCCCUUGUAGGGCAGCAGCUGGAUCGUGUUAGCUCGUCGGAGCACGUUAUCGCCAGCGCACAACACAAAGCAGGCCGACUAAGCGUUCUCCGUGCUAACCGCCGCCUUUACGUUAAAGACAGGCUUUGGCGUCUUAUCCGUGAACCGUGGGCCUCAGAGACCAAACACGAGCUGACAGAGCAGCUCCAGACAAACCCGGGUUUGUAG
Molecule: messenger RNA, 1327 nt
Organism: Xyrichtys novacula (pearly razorfish)
Lineage: Eukaryota; Metazoa; Chordata; Actinopteri; Labriformes; Labridae
Source: the annotation of a GenBank genome assembly